Acomys russatus (golden spiny mouse) is the source of this 345-nucleotide messenger RNA. Its product is annotated as translation machinery-associated protein 7-like. The transcript is spliced from 2 exons. The record is from RefSeq and is a predicted model, not a curated record. NCBI's taxonomy places the organism in Eukaryota, Metazoa, Chordata, Mammalia, Rodentia, Muridae.
AUGUUCCGGUGUCCAGCGAGCGGUGCGGGUUUUCCCACGGGCAGCAGGGGGCGCUGCGCUGCGCUGCGCGGCCCAGGGUCCUCUUUGCUCUAUCUUAGGGUCAGAGCUGUAGACGCUGUGUCGGGCCUAGAAGGUGGCAAAAAGAAGCCCUUGAAACAGCCCAAGAAGCAGGCCAAGGAGAUGGACGAGGAAGAUGAGGCUUUGAAGCAGAAAUAGAAGGAGGGGCAGAAGAAACCCUAGGGCAAGGGCCCCCUGGCCACAGGUGGAAUGAAGAAAUCUGGCAAAAAGUAGAACGAAGUUGUAUCUUGGAGCCUGUUAAACAUCUGGAUUCCCUGCCAUAAUAUC